Molecule: messenger RNA, 955 nt
Organism: Impatiens glandulifera
Lineage: Eukaryota; Viridiplantae; Streptophyta; Magnoliopsida; Ericales; Balsaminaceae
Product: probable 6-phosphogluconolactonase 1
Exons: 3
Coding region: 45-860 (271 amino acids)
Biological process (GO): pentose-phosphate shunt; carbohydrate metabolic process
Molecular function (GO): 6-phosphogluconolactonase activity
Source: RefSeq, a predicted model, not a curated record
AUAUAUAUAUUAACAUAAUGAAUUGGUUUUGAAGAAGCAAAGAAAUGGGUAUGAUGGUUGGUUGCAGAAAUGGUGCAGAAUUGCGCAUUCACGAGAAUUUGGAUGAACUCCGUAGAGAUUUAGCAGAUUACAUUGCCGAUUUAUCGGAGACCUCUGUUAAACACAGAGGCGCUUUCGCUAUCGCAUUAUCCGGCGGUUCUCUCAUUGGAUUGCUCCGAAAACUCUGUGAAGCUCCUUAUAACAAGACUGUAGACUGGUCCAAAUGGUACAUUUUCUGGGCUGACGAACGUCUUGUUUCCAAAACUCACGUCGACAGCAAUUAUAAGCUUGCCAAGGAUCGUUUUCUAUCUAAGGUUCCCGUUGUUCCUAGCCAUGUACAUUCGAUAAACGAUACUGUUUCUGCGGAGAAGACGGCUGAGAACUACGAAUUUGUCAUCAGGCAACUCGUGAGAACGCGUUUGAUCGCGGUCUCUGAUAUUAGCGAUUCCCCGAAAUUCGACUUGAUUCUCCUAGGAAUGGGAUCGGAUGGGCAUGUGGCUUCUCUGUUCCCAAAUCACCCAAUCUUGGAAGAGGACAAUGAUCAGUGGGUAACUUACAUAACAGAUUCUCCUGAGCCACCGCCGGAGAGAAUCACUUUCACUCUACCCGUCAUCAACUCCGCCUCGAACGUGGCGGUUGUAGUCGCCGGAGCAGACAAAGCUCAGGCAGUGCAUUUGUCAAUUGAUGAUGAUGAUGAUGAUAAUGAUGUCCAUGGACACAAACUUCCCUCCAAGUUGGUUAAACCGACCAAAGGGAAGUUGGUUUGGUUUCUUGAUCAGCCGGCUGCAUCCAAACUCGAUGGCUUUCAAUUUCCUCAAUAGUCGGAACUUGAUCCUUUUCUUGUGAAUCUAAAUGGUAGUCUAAUAAUAUGAUCAUCAUAAGGAAAAUUCAAAUCAAUGUUUGAUGUUUUUGAGAA